AUGUACCUGCGUUCCACGCCGCUGUGGCGGGCGUGCGACACGCCGCAGCGGUCUAUCUACCGUCUCUACGAAGCCUUCUGUGCCGCAGACGGACACAUGAUCACGUACGAGACAGGUACUGCUGGCGCCACUCACCAAGCUGGGCCACGGCUAACAUCCCGGAUCCCUAUUGUGAGGACCCGGAGCAAUACGCCGUCAUGGCAUCGUUGGCCGAGGUUCUCGUCAAGUCCUUCAGUUGGCGCCUGGAGCUCGGAAAAACAUAGGAAGAACAAGAAGAACAAGAAGAACAAGAAGAACAAGAAGAACAAGAAGAACAAGAAGAACAAGAAGAACAAGAAGAACAAGAUAACAACAUCGUUUCAAGAAGCCCAAUAA
This is a messenger RNA of Parathielavia appendiculata, 375 nucleotides long. RefSeq lists its product as uncharacterized. The transcript has 3 exons. Bases 1 to 375 code for a protein of 124 amino acids. The record is from RefSeq and is a predicted model, not a curated record. NCBI's taxonomy places the organism in Eukaryota, Fungi, Ascomycota, Sordariomycetes, Sordariales, Chaetomiaceae.